Molecule: messenger RNA, 1691 nt
Organism: Tripterygium wilfordii
Lineage: Eukaryota; Viridiplantae; Streptophyta; Magnoliopsida; Celastrales; Celastraceae
Product: F-box/LRR-repeat protein At3g58900-like
Exons: 5
Coding region: 167-1435 (422 amino acids)
Molecular function (GO): protein binding
Source: RefSeq, a predicted model, not a curated record
CUCAAUCUCGAACUGACAUUGGGAUUCCAAGGCAGGAAGAAGACUGUGAGAGGUCGAACUGAUAUUAGAAUUGAAAGGCAAGAACAAGACUUUAAGAGGGAUUCUGGUUGGAGAUAGGUCAUACAGUUCUCCCUAUGAAUCCAGACUGUAUUGCUAUAUACAAGACAUGUUUAAGCUUAUUAUGAUGGGACGGUGCACAUCUAUCUAUGCUAAAAAACAUAAUAUAAAACAGAAGAAAACGCGAGAGAUUGACAUGGGGGAGGACAGGAUAAGUCAAUUACCAGAUGAAGUUCUUGUGUCCAUUCUUUCUUUCCUGACCAUGAAAGAAGCAGCAAGAACGAGUGUCAUUGCCUGUCGUUGGCGUGAAGUGUGGACUUCUAUUCCCAGCUUGGAUUUUGAUGCUUCAGAGACUUUAAAUUCCUUAUGGGAACAAGAAGAAGGGCUAAACCCAUAUGAGGAAAAGCGAAAAUAUGUCAAAUGGGUAAAUAAUGUUUUGGAUGCAUAUCAGGGGAACUUUAUUGAUGAGUUUCGAGUCAGAUUUGAUUUGGAUGCAAAGUACACAUCCCAUAUUGAUAGAUGGUUUAACUUUGCACUUGAAAAGAAAGUUAAACGACUUGUCAUGGACUUUCGGGGCCUUUUUGGUUUCCAUCAGCCCGAGAAUAAUGUUUGUGCCAUCCCUCUACUCUCUAGCCCUGUUUUGCAUACUGCUGGGUUCCCUGAUUGCAGAUUUCUGAGAAUCCUCAAGCUUAAAUAUUUAGACUCUACUUGCCUCUAUCUUGAACGAUUAGUCAUAGAAGGUUCUAAUUCUCUUACUGAUCUAAAUGUGGUUGGUCAAUCACUUUGCUUGAAGCACUUGAAAAUAAAAUUUUGCAAACGUCUAAAGAGCGUAUAUCUCUCCGCAUCAAGUCUCUUGUCCUUCAAGUAUCAUGAUACGAGGAUGAUUGGAAUCGCUUUUGCAAAUGUUCCAAAUCUUGUUGAAGUAUUUUUUGGGGGGCUAUAUUCUCUUCGUAAACUUCAUCCGCUUCUAAAUUAUCUAUCUCAACUAGAGACACUUGUACUAUCUAUUCGCCUACCCAAGGAAACAAUUGGACUUAUCGAGUUUCCUGUGUUGCCACACCUCAAGAAUUUGAGACUGAACAAAGUUUUUGCGGCAGAUGAUAACAGUCUUCUUGGUUUUACUCCGUUGAUAAAAGCAGCUCCUUCCUUGUGUAGACUUUUACUGGAGUUAUUUUGGUUUGAGCCUGAAGGUUAUUUACUCAGUAGACCAAAAGGACUCCCAGAAUGUCAUCAAUGUCUUAAAGUGGUGGAAAUUGUUGGCUUUGUGGGGAAGACUAAUGACAUGGAAUUUGUCAUGUAUUUUAUUGAGCAUGCCCCUAUGCUUGAAAAAAUUAUACUUCAUCCUGAAAAAACCAAAAUCAUUAAGAUGUUACUCUGACCCGGUGUGCAUAACAAGGAAACAAUCUGGUAGAGAGGCUGCAAUGCUACUCGAUUCUAAAUUCUCUCUUGGAGACAAGUUAGUUCUGCUUGAUUUUUGAGUUCAAUGUCGCUCUGUAUUCAUUCUCGGCCGAUUCAUUAAUUAAUACUAUUUGAUUAUUUUGGCUUUGAUGCUAUGUUCGUUUGCCAAAUACUCAUUUUCGGAUUUAUAUUCUUGGUAUUCCUUGAAACAAACUAUCAUUUGUAUAGUCUAAAAA